AUUGUCCUAGUAGAAUAUGUUUAACUAGUGAUUGUUGGACAUCAAUAACUGGUGAAGGUUAUCUUUGCUUAACUGCUCAUUUUGUUGAUGAGAAGUGGCGACUUAAUAGUAAGAUACUUGCAUUCUCUAAAAUGGAGCCGCCUCACUCUGGGGUUGAAUUAGCUAAAAGGGUGCAUGAUUUAUUGAUUGAUUGGGGGAUUGAAAAGAAAGUAUUUUCUAUUACUUUGGAUAAUGCUUCAGCAAAUGAUGUCAUGCAAAAUUUAUUAAAAGAGAGGUUGAAUUUUAAUAAUGACUUGCUAUGCAAUGGGGAGUUUUUUCAUGUGAGAUGUUGUGCCCACAUCUUGAAUCUCAUAGUUCAAGAGGGUAUGAAAGUAGCAAGUGAUGCUAUGCAUAAGAUUAGGGAGAGCAUUAGAUAUGUAAGGCAAUCAGAGGCGAGGAAAAUUGUUUUCAAGAGAUGUAUUGAACAAGUUGAAGUUCCUGAAACAGUGAGUUUGAAGUUAGAUGUCCCAACUAGAUGGAAUUCUACACAUGCAAUGCUUGAAAGUGCUCUUAAAUAUCGUCGUGCCUUUGCUAAUUUGGCUUUCAAUGACACCAAUUAUCCUCAUUGUCCAACCAAUGAAGAGUGGGCUAGAGCAGAAGCAAUGUGUAAAUUCUUGAAGCCAUUUGCAGUGAUUACAAAUUUGAUGUCUGGGUCAACAUAUCCCACUUCUAACAUGUACUUCAAUCAAAUAUCAAAAAUUGAGUCAAUGUUAAAGCAUCAUAUGCAUAAUGAUGAUUCUGUGAUUCGAGAUAUGGCUGUUAGAAUGCUUGACAAGUUUGAGAAAUAUUGGGAUUCAUACUCUGUCAUUCUUUCACUUGCAAUUAUCCUUGAUCCACGGAUGAAGUUUGAUAUCGUAAAAUUUUCUUACUCAAGACUUGAUCCUACAAAUUGUCAUGAGAAGGUUGAAUAUGUUAGGAGCAAGUUGUACAGUGUUUUCAAUGAGUACAAAAAUCUGGUAUCAUCUUCAUCUCCAACCCAUAUUGUUCAAACUGAAUCAAGUUACAAUGCUAGAUCCAUUCAUCUUGCAAACAUUGUGCCGCCUAAUUUCUCUGUGAGGGAUCAAUCUAACUACUUGGAUGCCUUUGAUGAUUAUCUUGAAUGCAAGAGCAAAGAUAGUGCGACAAUAGAAAAGUCUGAAUUAGAUUAUUAUUUGGAAGAGGCAACACUUGAUCCUACCUUGUUUGUAAACCUACAGGUUUUGGAUUAUUGGAAGAGUAACUCAUCUCGGUUUCCUUGUCUUGCAAAAAUGGCAUGUGAUAUUCUUAGCAUUCCCAUAACCACGGUUGCCAGUGAAUCAGCUUUUAGUAUUGGUUCACGAGUUCUUACAAAGUAUAGAAGUAGUCUUCUUCCGGAUAAUGUGCAAGCCCUCAUUUGUACUCGUAAUUGGAUUCUUGGUUUUCCAUUUAGUGAAGAUGAUCCCGAAGAAGAAAUAGUUUCUAUCAAUCCUGAAGAAGCUUCAUUUAAUGCUUCAAGUGUCCCACCCGAUUAGAUCAUGUUUGGUUUUUAGAUGUGUUUUGUCUGUAAUAUUUAAUUUUUGGACACUUGAAUUAAUGUUGAAUUGUUGCUGGAUG
Messenger RNA from Neltuma alba, 1611 nucleotides. RefSeq names its product zinc finger BED domain-containing protein RICESLEEPER 2-like. Gene Ontology annotation, molecular function: protein dimerization activity; DNA binding. The record is from RefSeq and is a predicted model, not a curated record. The transcript is spliced from 3 exons. NCBI's taxonomy places the organism in Eukaryota, Viridiplantae, Streptophyta, Magnoliopsida, Fabales, Fabaceae. Bases 132 to 1529 code for a protein of 465 amino acids.